AACAAUAUAAUAAUUUUCUUUAUAAACUACGAAAAAAUUAAAAAAUUGAAGAAAAAUUUUUAAACACGAAUGUAAGUGUAUAUCUUUCCUUUAUAAAGUCAUAAGUGGAACAAUUUGUCUACUUUCAUCAUGUAAUUUGAAGAAUGAUCAACAAAUAGACCUUAUUUGCGUAUAAAUUUUGUAACGCAUUUUGUGUGCGUACAAAUGAAAUUAUUUCUUCAACAUUAAAUAAAUGUAUUAAGAAUUGAAAGUUAUAAACUUUGAAUAAGAAAAACAUCGAAGAAAAAACCAAUAAAAGCAACUAAAAAUUCAGUAGUAAUCUACUUACUAACUGACUACUUGAGUCGAAAGUCAUCAGUCAUCGACAAUCGUGGCAUGUGUGAACCUUCGUGAUUACUGUAAAUGUAUAGUGUCAAAUUAAUCAUGUUGAACCAUUUAUUUGAAAUCAAUUGAAAGUAAAAAAUGGUGUCAUUAAUAAAAAAGCAAUUAUUAAAACAUUUAUCGAGGUUUACUAAAAAUUUAUCAGCAGAUAAAAUAAAUUUAAGUACAUUUAAAGGAGAAGGUGAAUUGACAAAUUUAGAACUUGAUGAAAUAAUUUUGACCGAUUUGUUAGAAUUGCCAUCAUGGCUUAGACUAACGAAUGCUUGGUGCAAUAAAGUUUCAUUUCGUAUACAAUGGACCAAGUUAAGAAGUGUUCCUAUUUUUUUGAGUUUGGAUGAAGUUCAUAUAGAAGUAGAAACAUGCGAAGAUUUAAGAGAUUUAUCUUCUUCACAAGGACUAUCUUCAUAUACUGGUCCUGCAAAAUAUUCUUUUAUACAUAAAGUAAUUGAUGGUAUAACAGUAACUGUUAAUACAGUAUCAGUUACAUUCAAAAGUCCUGCAUUUAUUGCUUCAGUUCAGAUGAAUCGUAUUAUUGUUGAAUCAAAGUCUGCAACUUGGCAACGGUGUGAUUUAAGAACUACUAGAGUAAAAGAUCCUGAUCGUGGACAAUUACUUAUUUUUAAAGAAUUAGAAUGGCAAACAGUUAGGAUAGAGGCACAAAGUACUAAGGAUAAAAAUCUUACACCAUUACGUUUACUUACAAAUCAAGCACGCUGUCGAAUCACUAUUAAAAAAAGAAUAUCAGAUUGUUUUGUUAUGGGAUCAAGACUGAUUCUUAUAUUAGAUGAUCUCUUAUGGGUUUUGACAGAUUCACAACUUAAAGCAGCUCUUCAUUUUAUUGAUUCUUUAGGUGGUUUGAUAGAAAAAGCUACAAUUUUAGAACGUAAAACUAAAGCAGCUAGAAAAUUAGAGGUAUUACCAGAAUAUCAAGCACAAAUAUCUCAGCAAUCAAGAACUAAAAAUCAAUAUAAUACUGCUAUCUCUAAAAUUUUCACUAGAUAUGAUGUUGUAGAAACAUCAUAUCAUUUUCUUUGUCAAAGAAUUGAUUUACAUUUAUGUGAUGAUGCUGGAAAUGGUAGAUCUUCUCAUCCAGAUUUAAAAGAUGGUGGUGCAUUACAAAUUUCACUAGUUAGUUUUCAAAUUGAUUAUUAUCCAUAUCAUUUAGCAAUGGCUGAUAGAAAACAUUGGGCUAAAUAUAAAGAGAAUGCUACACCUCAUAGUCAAUGGUUGCAGCAAUCAUUAAGUUCUUUUCGAAGUCAAUUUAUGGAUCUUAUUGAUUCUGGUAGAACACAACAUUCUCCUUUAAUUAGAAGUCAGGGAAAUAUUACAGUUAAUAAUACAAAAGGUACAGGAGAAAAUUUAGAAAAGAAUAAUCAAUCUCAGAAUGUAAAUACAACUACUCACGAACAAAAAAAAUCACAACAUCCUAGUGGUAAUCCAGUAAAAAAUUAUAUUUUAGAACAGCUUGCUAAAUUAAUGACAACAUGUAUUAUAAUAAGAAUUGAUGAUUUUACUUUAUAUAAAGUAACUACAACAUCUCGUAAUCCUAUACCAAAAGAAUUUGUUACAGCUCAAACAAGGAAGAAACAUAUAUCAGGUGAUAGAGACAAAUUUUGUCUUCCAGAAGAUGUUACAAUUGUUCAUGCUGAAUUUACAUAUUAUUAUUAUCCUGGUGAUAUUACAUUUCCAUUGCCCCCACCAAAAUUUUAUGUACAACUAAAUCCUAUUCAAGUAAAUUUCGAUGUCUCUUCCUGUUUAUGGUUUAAUUCUUUUGCAUUAAAUUUAUAUUAUUCUCUAAUGAAUAAGGAUAAACAAACUACAUAUACUUCCACUACUUUAAUGUAUUUUGAUGUUAAGAUUGAAGCUAUACUUCCAAGAAUAGUUUUUGAAAGUCCACAAGAUUAUCCUAAUCAAAAGGAUAGACCAAAGUCUUUACACAUUCAGACUUCAAGAGCAUCAAUAACAAAUGUUCGAUGUACAGAAAGAUCUUCAAGAGCAGAUUUAGCACAAUGUGUAAACGCUUUUCAAAUGGGUCAGAUGUUUUUUAGUACGGAAUUUCCAAAUAGAUCAAAUGAUUUUCAUGUUCUUACAGAUAAAUUUUUGGCACAUUGUGCAGGAACUGAUAAUAUUCGUCAUCCACCACCUAAUUUUAGUAGUAAUUCCGUAAAUGAAUUAAUUCGUCAAUUACAUCGAGAACUUUUAUGGACUGAAGCUAAAGAUGUAUGGUGUUGUAAUUUAGAACCUGUUUGGGGAGAUUUUUUCGGUGCUCGUGCAGUUGGACAAAACCGUCCUGUACCAUUUCUUGAUGCAUUUCCUCUAACUUUAUGGUGUUAUAUGACGAUGAAUUCAUUAGAUAAAGAUUCAUCAGAAAAGAAAUCUACUGGUGACAUUCAUGGUCUUGCAUAUAUAAGCAAUUUAGUUAGUGUUCAGAUAAAUCAUUAUCAAUAUUUGUUUUUAUUGAGAUUGUCGGAAGUUUUAUCGGAAAUGGCAACAUAUCUAACUAUCGAUUCUAAUAAAAUAUUAAAAAUCGAUUCUGGUAGUUCACUUGUUAUUGGUGCACUAAUACCUCAAGUAGAAGUAACAUUCGUCAUGCCAUCGCAUACCCCUGGAAAAGAAAAUUCUGGAGGUGAUUUAGAAUCUGUUAUGCCCGAUUCAUCCAGCAUAGCAGAUGAUAUUGCAGGUUCAUCUAUUCCUUGGCAAAGUACAGAACGAAUUGAGAGUAAUGCUAAAAAAAUUAAUAUAAAUAAUGAUAUAAUAACGCCACAAAGUGAUGUAUCGUCGAUGUUAUCAAUGGAUUUUAUGCAUUCUACUAAUCCAACUCAAACUGUUGUCACCUUUAAACACAAUGAUACGAAUAAACAUGAUCAACAAACAAAAAAUAUAAUGCACAAUAGACAAAGUAUUGUAGAAGAAGAAAAAGUAUUGUCUCCUUUGCGGUAUGCUCUUGAUACCACACAUAAACAUAAUAAAGGAGAUUCAUCUUCAAAUACACCGUUCAUUCCUAAUAAUUUUAAUGUUGGUCUUUCUUCUAUGAAAAAAGGAUUAAGUAAUUUAAUGACAUCUAUUGAUUCAGCUUUAAAAGCUUCUCCAGAAGAUGGAAGUAGUGAUACUGUAUCUAUAAGAAGUGAUGUUAGUUCUGAUAGUGAAAACUAUGUUUUAGUUAGUCUUCAAGAUCAAGAAAAAUUAGAUACUAUGUUUUCUGUUGAUAAUUCAAUUAGAGUAGCAGCAGUAGAAGAGGCUAGUGAAGUAGUUGAAGAAACUCCUGAUACUCAAAGUGAAAAAUCUAUGGACAGUGUAUGUAAACGAAAAGAUAUUGUAUCUAUGAUAACAUUCAAAUUAUCUAAAGUUGAAUUUAUUCAACAAUCUUUUGGAUAUGCAUCUUCAAUUAAAAUUCAGAUUUCAAAUAUUGGUAACGAUGAAUGUUCAUCUAUCCCAUGGGACGAAUUUCAGGUCAAGAAAAAGACAAAAUUCAGUGCACGAUCUCGAGGUUGGGUUGAAUUACCUUCAGAUUCUAAUUGUGGAUCAUGCAUUAAACUACGUUUAGAUCAUGAUUUAAAAUGCAAGUCAGAUUCUUGGAAAUUGUCUCAAGCAAGUCAAACUAUAAAUAAUAAAAAUCUAUACUUAUCUCGAAAUGAAAAUCAAAAUAAUAUAACUGAGCAAGAUAUAGAUGUUUGCAAUAUUGAUGUUCAUAAUAAACAAAGUGUUUUGGAUUUAUUUGAAGAUAAAUUAGAAGUCAUAAUUACCAAUAUAUCAAUGGCCUUAUCUAUGAGUUCAGUAAGUGGGCUUACAGAUUUAACUGAAGAUGAAAUUAUACCUAGACCAAUACCAUUGCAGGUAUACUUAGAGAGUAUAUCAUUGCGCUUAAAUGAAGAUCGUCCUCCGAAUAAUAUAACUUCGCCAGGACCAAUUCCUAUAGAUCUAAAUAUUGCAAAACUAAAGAUAAUACGAGAUGCAAAUGGAGUUUUUCAUAUUGAACCUGUUGUAAACCUAUUGAGUAGAAGUAAUUCUCUUGUGACACUCACAAGUAAUGAUACUCAAAUAGCUCAAAAUAUAAAUCAUGAAAUGGAAUUAAACGUUUUAAGACAGUCCAGUAAGCAGUUAAAAUUAGAUAAUGAACAACUUCGAAGUCGUCUCAAUGCUUUGGAGAAAUUAUCAGAAGAAAACGCAAAAUUGAUACGUAUAAAAGAAGAAUCUAAUGUAAUAAAGUCUCAUUUAAGUGCAGCACAAGAAGAUAUACAAUUACUUUUGAAGGAGAAAAGAGCUUUACAAGAAACUAUAACACAGCUUGAAAAUCGAAUAAUUGGAAGUGGUCUUGGCAGUGGUACUCGUGCAUCUUGGUCAUCAAAGAGAUAGCAUACUAGUUGUUUUGAUUGUUCCAAAUGUUGUAAUUCGAAUAAGUCAUAAUAAUAUAAUUAUUAAAUAAUUUUCAUAUUAUUAAAAAUGAAAA
Molecule: messenger RNA, 4828 nt
Organism: Apis florea (little honeybee)
Lineage: Eukaryota; Metazoa; Arthropoda; Insecta; Hymenoptera; Apidae
Product: bridge-like lipid transfer protein family member 3B
Source: RefSeq, a predicted model, not a curated record